CGGAGCUUUUUCAGCCGCUGUUGGUUGCUGCUAUCCCCGGCUAACAAUCAGAGGGCGUCCUUCUUUCUCUGCGCACACAAACAAACAACCAAACAAUAAAAUGCCACGAAUAUAAAUGAAGACAUUUGAAGGAGCGAGGAGCGGAUUCAGUUUUCCUCCCAGCUGAAGUUUGACCACAUCACUGUGACCUCAGACUUUUGGAGCAACUCGUUAUUGGAGGCUAACUUGAACAUACACGAUCUGUUGCUACAGCACCUUUGGCACUAAGAGGAAAAUUUAGAACAAUCAUGAGCACCCAUGAGUCAGACGUGCACACCUUCUCUCCGGAGCUGCCUGCCAUGUUUGAUGGCAUGAAGCUUGCAGCGGUGGCCACAGUUCUUUAUGUCAUCGUCCGCUGCUUGAACCUCAAGAGCCCCACCGCUCCCCCGGACCUCACGUACCAGGACACUCCCCUGAGCCGCUUCCUUCUCAAGUCCUGUCCCCAGCUGACCAAAGAAUACAUUCCUCCCCUGCUAUGGGGUAAGAGUGGUCACCUCCAGACAGCACUGUAUGGUAAACUUGGACGGGUGAGUGCUCCUCACCCAUGUGGAAUCAGGAAGUAUUUACCCAUGCAGGAUGGAGCCACUGCAACAUUUGACCUCUUUGAGCCACUGGGGAACCAUCGACUAGGAGAUGACAUCACCAUGGUGAUAUGCCCUGGUAUUGGUAACCACAGUGAGAAGCAUUACAUCAGAACAUUUGUGGAUUAUGCACAGAAGGAAGGUUAUCGCUGUGCUGUGUUGAACCACCUGGGAGCUCUUCCCAACAUUGAGCUCACGUCGCCACGAAUGUUCACUUACGGAUGCACAUGGGAGUUCGCAGCCAUGGUGGGUUAUAUUAAGCGGGCAUAUGCUCAGACCCAGCUGAUUGUGGUUGGCUUCAGUCUGGGUGGAAACAUAGUUUGCAAGUUCCUGGGGGAGAACAAGAUGAACCAGGAGCGAGUGCUGUGUUGUGUCAGCGUUUGCCAGGGUUACAGUGCUCUCAGGGCCCAGGAAACAUUCCUACAGUGGGAUCAGUUCAGACGCUUCUAUAACUUUCUCAUGGCUGACAACAUGAAGAAAAUCAUCCUCUCACACAGACACAGUCUGUUUGGAGGAAGCUCAGGUCAAAUGUUGUUUGCAGAUCUUGGUCGGCUAUUCACAGCAACGUCCCUCAUGCAGAUUGAUGAAAGCAUCAUGAGGAAAUUCCAUGGCCACAGCUCUCUCAAAGAGUACUAUGAGAAGGAGAGCUGUGUUCAUUAUAUUCACAAUGUAAAUGUGCCACUGCUGCUGGUGAACUCCGCAGAUGAUCCUCUGGUUCACGACUCUCUGCUUAAAAUCCCUCACACGUUAGCUGCAAAGAAGUCGAAUGUGAUCUUUGCCCUGACACUACACGGAGGCCACCUGGGCUUCUUCGAAGGUGCCGUGCUCUUUCCUCAGCCGCUCACCUGGAUGGACAAAGUGAUCGUUGGUUACGCCAAUGCCAUUUGCCAGUGGGAGAAACAGAAACCGCCGUGCCAAAGUAGUGAGAGCUCCUGAGCAGAGGGGGUGGGGGGAAAAAAAAACCUCUGACGUGACCUCUGUGUCUCUCUCAUUCUUUCUCUCCCCUCUCACCUUUUCCAACAUUACUGUCCCAGCACUGAGGAGACACCUGAAAACUGCUCUCUCUUCUCUGCCUUCUCCUCUGGUGCUACUCACUGCUACUGACCCACACUUUUUCAAGCCUUCACCACAGUUUUCCUUUGUAAACACCAUCACCUUAUGUACCACAGUAUGUCAAGGAACACAAAACGACAAACUGCCUUUGUGGUUGUUCCCGUUUGUGAGAACUCGAUCAUGUACAUAACAAUGAUCCUUGGCUAACGGAGGCACUGACCAAAUACGAUGCGGGAUGAAGUUAGGCUGAGAUCAGAAUUGUGAGCCUCACUCCAAAUAAUUCAGUGAAAAACAAGAGCACACAAGAAGCCUCCUUUUUAACUUAAAUUCAAACUGUGCUGCAGAAGGUGUCCAUUUAUCACACCUUUUUCAAGAAGCUCACUGCUUAUCACCGCCAAGGCCAUAUAGCCUAUUGUCUGCUGUCUUUAACCAACACAGCGUCUUUGUAGUAUGUAUGUAACUCACAGAUGUAGUUUAUGUCUGUGUGCCCGUGUAGACGGAGAGUGUCGGAGCAUGUGAUCCUCGUGUUGUGUUCAUCGUCCGAUGGCCCUUAUUUCGUCUUCUUUUUGGGUGAACUGUUGCUCUGUGGUUUGUAGAAGAUAAAAAGAUCAGUAGAAGAGUUAAUUGUUAGGUGGAAUUUUGUAUACAUUACCUCCAGUUCAUGGCCGCGGUCUGGCAGUUACGCUUGACUCCUGAAAUGAAAGCGUUCAGUGCUUUUCAGACAUGACCACACGGGAUUCAUACACAUUCCCUCGGUCACAUUCUAUCACUUUGAUUCAGUGCACUUUAAAGCAUAUUAUGCCACAACCUUUUUCUUUUAGUUUUUAACUUAUACAUGGAUAUGUAGGUAAUACUGAAAGGAUAGAUGACCGGGAUGUUCCCUGUGUUAUCCAUCAGCUGUGUUUUUGAGCCCUCCUUCUCUUUUGUCUGCCUGUGUGCAGCUGCAGCUCCUGCCAAAAAAAACAACCCAUCUGAUAUCUUCAUUUUACUGCACAAACACGGAUGUGCUGCUAACACACAGACCAACACCACAAUUGUGCACACUUAAUUUAAUUCAAACAUCUACUGUAAGGGAAAUUUAGCAUUUUCUAGAAGAUGAUCCUGUAGUCUUUUUAUAUCUAUAUAAGUGAAGGGAAAAUUUAGCAGUGUGAAGAUUUGAAUCUGAUAAUCUGAGCUAUGAGGUGUGAUGAGAAGGAGGGUUGAAGAUACAAAUGCUGAACCCAAAUCUUAAUUUCAGAGGAUUGUCCUGGUGAUUUGUUAUAUUUGUAAUAAUGAGAUGGAGAAGAGGACACUGCAUGCACGAAAAAGAAAUAACCGAUUUGACUGCAAGGGAUUAUUUUUGUUUGAUAGCUCAGUCAGGAAAACAGGAAAGGGUUUCCAAUCCUGACACAUCCUGAGAACACCAGUGCAGACUUGUGCAGUCAAUACUUAAAACUGGUCACAAACCUGUUUUGACUUUGACCUGUGGACUAUUUCAAAGCCUGACUCCGACUGAGAACCUGUUGCAAACCUCCUUGUAAGGGCUUAUAAAGCUUCUUCCGCAGCAGUCACGCCAAGUAAAAUCUCUAAAACCUGAACUGAACACUGUGAUGAGACAGAUGAACGGUUGGAUUCAAGCUUCUUGGUGUCAAGCCAAGGUUUGUUUUCCUAUAAGAAUUGGGAAAUAGUGGCAUUUAUUCCAGUAGCAGGCAGUUUUGUUUAUCUCGAGGAGUGUAGUAUAUUCUAAACACUAUCAAAUUCAAAGCAUUAAACUGAUUCUGUCCACGUGUUGCAUCCUCCUGGUCACAGAGUAUUCAUCCUCAACUUGUAGUUGUUUGGGUUGUUGAGAAAGUGGCAUUACUGUAUGUAGUAGUAGUGAAUAUUAUCACUACCGAAAUCCUAUGUUGUCGGGCCCAAACUCCGUUUAUCCAGAUCUUUUGGUUUUGAUGCAGUAAUCGUCAUUACAUGUGUGAUAAUAUUUUGAAAUCCAGACAAACACUGAUCAUCACCUCACCUUCACUGUGUGUUACUGUAAGGCCGCCGCCUGCAGUUAUUGCAUUAAUGAAGCAAAAAGUUGAAACACUGAAUUGAAUCGUUGACUUUGAAACUCUUUUUAUUUGCAAUCAGGGACUUCAUGGCAGAGCAUUUGGUUCUGUGGCUGUUGUGUUAGUUACCUCCCACCAUGGGGGCCAUUUUUGCUUGUCUGACUGAGCAGAUUAAAUCAAAGUCACAGACAGAUUUGGAAUAUUCCAGGGAUGAGAUAAAGGGAAGUGUAUUGACAUGGUGGAAAACUGAGUGUUUCCUUCCAGUUACACAGUCUACAUUUCUCUGUCUUUGCUUUCCUCUCCCUCGUCUCUGCAUUGAUCACUGUUGCCAUCUGUUGUCAGGGAGACCCAACUACAACUGCCAGUCGUUCAUGACGAACCCUCUCUGAUUCACACUCGGCUUAUUCAGUUCACGGAUCACACACUCACAGUCCACAGCUUUCAUUUCGACACUGGCAACAAAUGGUGUUGUCUGGUUUCAUUCUGGCUUCUGAUGACACCAGCACAAACCCAGUUUUCUGCAGUGAUGGUUUUCCCCCAGUUUUGCACAAACAGGCAGGUUUAGAUGUAUUAUUUGGAUGUAUUUUUUUUAAUAGUCUAAGUAUUUGUGUAUUUUUUCUUUUUUUUUGUAUUUUGUAUUGUUUUUACGUCUUUUGUGUUGCAGUAAGGUGAGUGUUGAUGAGUGAAACACGCAGUAAGUGUGUGUCAUAUCACCAAUGCUGUUCAACAAAAAAAACUAAACUUAUUCACUUUAUGAAAAGAAAACUAAGUAAAAAUAGGCAUAUUUAAAGAGUUUAUUAAACUAUUGAAGGGACCAGGUGUUACAAUUUAAGGCAAUAACCAACCAGGACAGAUUGUGUUUCAUUUUAAUACUUGUGUGACAAAGUGUGUCAGACCAAAACUUCCCAUACAAUGUUCUCAUGGAUGUGGCAUCUGACGUGUGUUUUACAUGUGCUCCUCUUUUAUCCAGUGCUGCAAGCAGUCUUUCUCACCGUGGGCUCAAAUGACCUCAACAAAUGAAUCCAAACAAAUACACCGUGGUUAUUUUUCAGUUAAGAUUGAAUCUAGGCUAAAGCAGCAGGUUGAGGAGCCCAGGGUGUGAAAAUGACUAGCUUUUUUACGGCUUUAAUUUUGUGUUUACAAACAUUAUGAUGCUGAAAGACGAUUAAGGGACGUGGAGUGCACAUUGUCACACAACAUAACAUACUCUGAUUGAGCACUGGGUGUUUUUGUGGAAGAAAAACCAGUGGUGUGUAUGAUCUAAUUAUGAGAGAAAAUAAGGUUAUUGUGUUCCAAAAUAAAUUAUUUUCUCAAUAGAAAAA
Molecule: messenger RNA, 5019 nt
Organism: Solea senegalensis (Senegalese sole)
Lineage: Eukaryota; Metazoa; Chordata; Actinopteri; Pleuronectiformes; Soleidae
Product: monoacylglycerol lipase ABHD2
Exons: 12
Coding region: 288-1556 (422 amino acids)
Biological process (GO): medium-chain fatty acid catabolic process; medium-chain fatty acid biosynthetic process; sperm capacitation
Cellular component (GO): sperm flagellum; sperm plasma membrane
Molecular function (GO): acetylesterase activity; monoacylglycerol lipase activity
Source: RefSeq, a predicted model, not a curated record